GGAGCAGCCGAGCGCCGAGCUGCCGAUGGGCGCCGCCCCGCGCGCGGACGUGGCGGCCAUGGAGCCGGGCGGCGGCCGCAGGGACAAGGCCAAGGCCAAGGAGCCGCUGGCGCGGCUGGAGAAGGCCAAGCAGAAGUCGGCGCAGCAGGAGCUGAAGCAGCGGCAACGCGCGGAGAUCUACGCUCUCAACAGGGUGAUGACGGAGCUGGAGCAGCAGCAGUUCGAUGCGUUCUGCAAGCAGAUGCAGGCCUCGGGGGAGUGAGCCCCGCGCCGCGCCGCGCCGCGCCGGGCCGGGCCGUGCGGCGGGGAGGGCGGCGGGGCCGGGCCGGGCCGGAGGGUUGGCAUCCCUACUUCCUGAGCCCGGUUCCACCUGCCUCGUCUUGCGCCUGCCGCAGCCCCGGGCGGGAGCAUUGGUUCACUUGUGCGCUCUCUGUCCAUUCGUGUUAAGGCGCGGUCUCUCCUCCUUGCAUUUAUUUAUUAUUUUGGUUCAAAAUGUAACAUUUGUUAAAAUUAAAAAUAGUGCUUGCA
Alligator mississippiensis (American alligator) is the source of this 528-nucleotide messenger RNA. RefSeq names its product small vasohibin binding protein (gene SVBP). Gene Ontology annotation, cellular component: apical part of cell. The record is from RefSeq and is a predicted model, not a curated record. The transcript has 2 exons. NCBI's taxonomy places the organism in Eukaryota, Metazoa, Chordata, Crocodylia, Alligatoridae. Bases 26 to 262 code for a protein of 78 amino acids. Gene Ontology annotation, biological process: negative regulation of protein ubiquitination; protein secretion.